AUGAAUGCUUCGCAUUGUCUUUGGACACACAAACAGGCGUAUAAAUUCUGACACUCACUGAAAGAUCUGAAGCUUCAACUAUUCCAGUCCUAGACUCGGCAGUAGCUCCAAGAAAGUUGAUAUCGUGGAUGUGGGCAAUAAUGGCGGUGCCUAGGAGUGUGUUAUUACUCCUGCUUUUACAGUUUUUUACUGUAAGAACAUCAGGAACACUUGUCUCCAGCUGUGAUUCAUGUCACGAUGAAGCCGCCUGCCACGAGUCUAAAGAAAGAGGCGACACUUUCUCAAGCCAGACGCUCUCUUGUGUCUGUAACGAUGGUUUUGUAGGUGAUGGCCUCAUGUGUUACAAUAUAAAACUCUGUAGUGACUCUUCUUGCUGUAAAGAAGGUUAUCAGUGGUCACCAGACAGGGGCUGUGUGGACACGGACGAGUGCUCUCUUACAGACUCCCCAUGCAAACCAUCUCAGGUUUGCACAAACACUCCAGGCUCUUUCGUAUGCUUGGAGCCUUCCCCCAGCUCCAGAUCAGGUCCCUCCUCCCAGUCUGUCCAGUUCAGCUGUGGAUCCACUGUGUGUCCUUCAGGCACAGACUGUGUCAGAAUGAAUGGGACUCUCCAGUGUGCUGACCCCUGCCAGGAGUACACUGUGCUGAAUGAUGACUGGCGAUCAACAAAUAACACGUCCACCCAGAACCUACACUGUGACCAACAUGUUGACUGGCAAGGCUGGUAUCGGCUGUUUCUGGGCCAAACCAGUGCUCAUAUUCCAGAGAAGUGUGUGGCUGAAAGAAGGUGUGGAACCCAUGCUCCUCUGUGGAUAACAACUCCUCAUCCCACACAGUCAGGUCAGAUUGUGAGCCGCACUGUGUGUGGCUCAUGGUCAGGAAGGUGCUGUCGUUUCUCCUCACACACCAUCCAUGUCAAGCUCUGCUAUGGAAACUACUUCAUCUACAAACUUGUACGGCCAAGCAACUGUCACCUUGCAUACUGUGCAGAGGUGAACGGAGCAACUCCUGAAAAUCCUUCAACCACACUUGAUCCAAGUACAGCGACCUCUUCUGCCAGUCAGGUCAAUAUCACCUCCACCACAACACCCGACAACAGCUCAGCAGUUGAGGGUGAGGUCCGUCUGGUUAACAGAGGGAACCAGUCCUGCUCUGGCAGAGUAGAGAUCUUCCACCGUGGACAGUGGGGGACGGUGUGUGAUGAUCAAUGGGGCCUGGCUGAUGCUCAGGUGGUGUGCAGACAGAUGGGCUGUGGCAGGGCUCUGUCAGCACCAUCAGUUGCCUAUUUUGGACAGGGCAGUGGACCCAUCUGGAUGGAUGAUGUCUCUUGCACAGGCAGCGAAUCAAAGCUUGGAGAGUGCAGGCACAGAGGGUUUGGAUCACACAACUGUGGACACAAUGAAGACGCUGGUGUCGUCUGUGAAGUAAAUAUAAUUCUUAUGAUCUGUCAAAAGUAGGGUCGGCUGAUAUGGGAUUUUUAAUCCAAUACCGGUAUUGAGGAGAAAACCUUCAACCUUAAAUAGUAUUUGUCAUUUUAAAAGAUAUAUCUAUAGUAUGUUUUUUUUUUAAUUAUAUAACUUGUCUUUGAGAGGUCAAUGAUGAUUUUAGUUGUCAGUAAUAGGUUGGAGAAAUAUAAAACAUGAUCUUUACACUACUAAAACACAUAAGUUGUUGCUGUUUUUUUAUUGUAUUUAAAGUCAUUCUUUCUUGUGUCUCUCAUCAUCAACAUAAUGUCUCAUGUUUUCCGUCAGCUGCUGCACCAGUCAGGCUGGUCAACUCUAAUAACCGCUGCUCUGGCAGAGUGGAGGUCUACCAUGAUGGUCUGUGGGGGACAGUGUGUGACGAUGCCUGGGACCUCAGUGAUGCUAACGUGGUGUGUAGACAGCUGGACUGUGGCCCUCCUCGUUCAGCAUUACUAAAUGCAGCUUUUGGACAGGGCAGUGGACCCAUCUGGUUGGAUGAUGUUGGUUGUUCUGGCAACGAAAUAUCAAUAACAGAGUGCAGACAUCCAGGG
This is a messenger RNA of Labrus bergylta (ballan wrasse), 2014 nucleotides long. The record is from RefSeq and is a predicted model, not a curated record. Lineage: Eukaryota; Metazoa; Chordata; Actinopteri; Labriformes; Labridae.